Molecule: messenger RNA, 507 nt
Organism: Zingiber officinale
Lineage: Eukaryota; Viridiplantae; Streptophyta; Magnoliopsida; Zingiberales; Zingiberaceae
Product: glutathione S-transferase T3-like
Exons: 1
Coding region: 1-507 (168 amino acids)
Source: RefSeq, a predicted model, not a curated record
AUGAGUCAUCCGUAUUUCACGCCGUCGGUUAUUCAUGGAUAUGGUACCCCACAUACAACUGGUAUGUCUUUCACUCCUUCGAUGUCGAAUGAACCUGCAACUCCGACUUUUAUCCCGGAGACUCAGCUUUCCGACCGUGAAUCCCCAAUUGAGGUGGUCAAUUUAGAAAAGGCGGUUUCAAAUGCUGAGGGUACAAGAAAGCGUUCAAGUUGGACAAAGGUUGAAGACGAGGUCUUAGCGAGAAGUUUUGUCACUAUCAGUGAUGAUUCAAUAAUCGGUAAUGAUCAAAAGGCGGAUGCUUUUUGGAGACGGGUUGCAAGAUACUACAAUGAGAAUCUUCCCCUAGGUUCAAACACCAGAUGUGCAAAUGUUAUACGGUCACAUUGGCACAAUACAAUCCAAAAGAAGGUAUAUCGAUUCAACGUAAAUUACAAUAGUGUUUAUAGUUCAUAUCGAAGUGGUCACAGUGAUGAAGAUAUAUUGAGGUUUGCGUACGAAAAAUAUUGA